AUGGACAAAACGGAAGCGGACUGUGCCUAUGAGGAGUUAGCUAAUCAAAUAUCUAAGAUGACGGCUGAGGAAGCAGCGGUAUUUUUACGUUCUCCUAUUAAGCGCUACAAGGCGAAGCAUAGAAAGGCGGGAAGGAUAAAAAUUAAGGAAUUAAUUAAUCAGGCUAGGAAGAAUACUGAAGAAAUGAAGGGAACAAUUCAGGGAUUAAACUGCAUUGUCAUGUUGCCUGAAGCCGAAGCCGAUGUAGACAGACAUAAACCGAUUGUGGGACAAGGUCGCAUGAUAUGCGCUAUUUUAGAGCGGUCGGCGACUCCAGCGGAUCGAAAGCGGAAGGAGAACUGUCUGUGGGAUCAAGGGACGCAUGAGGACAAGGAAGAAUCACCCUGGCCUAAUGCCAUUCUGGAAUUUACGGAAUUUGACAAGUGGAUGGAAGGCGUAGAGGCCCGUAGCUUACCGGAGCAAGUUCUUCAACUAUUGAGACAAUAUCGGCUUCUGUUCCCUGAUAGCCUCCCGAAUGGACUUCCUCCUAAGAGGCCCUUUGACCACCGGAUACUUCUUAUUCCUGGAAAGUUACCAACAAAGGCACCUAUCUAUAAAAUGCCACCAGAUCAUCUGAUUCAUCACUCUCAGGAAAUCGAACGACUCUGCGCAAAGGGAUGGAUAGGCCCAACUUACUCCCCAAUUUGCGCUCCGACAAUUAUGGGGGAAAAAAGAGAUGACGGAUCAGGGGAAAGGAAGAUGCGCAUGGUGAUUAACUAUCAAGCGUUGAAUGCAUUAACUAUUGCGACUGAAUUUCCCAUGCCGUGUGUGCAAACCGUUAUGGAAAUGAUAGGGGGAGCAACGUAUUUUUCAACUUUAGACCUAGAAGCAGGUUUCCACCAAAUAAGAAUGGCGAGAGAAGACAGAUGGAAAACUGCAUUUAGAUCAAUUCAAGGACUAUUCGAAUAUAAGGUAAUGACACCGGCUCAACAGAAAUAUUCUAUAUACGACCAGGAAUUGUUGGCUCUUAUAUCCGCAUUAGACAAAUGGAGGCAUUUACUUCGAGUUGCGAAGGUUACGGCGUAUACGGAUCAUCAAGCCCUCACCUUCCUUCAACGUUUAAAUUCUCAGAAGCCGUUGCGGGGCCGAACGGCGCGUUGGUUGGAUUUCCUGGCUGAGUUCUCAGACCUCACGAUUACCUAUUUACAGGGAGCGAAGAACAAGGUCGCAGAUGCAAUGUCUAGGCAUCCUCAGCAUACCAAUGGGGAACCCAAUAGACUAGACAAUAUAUUAGCUCCUAUUGUUCAACAGCAAGAGGAACCGGCUGCGCAGCCUCGCUAUUCGACUCGGUUAGUUACGGGAUCGGCGCCUCACCCUGAUUUCAGGGCAAUGAUAGGACGGCGUUUGGCUUUGAGGAACCAAAGGAGAGGGGGAGUUGAGUCGCAACAGCCAGCGGGGUCGGCUGAUGGAUAUUGCGGCGGUAGCAAUGCGUAA
Molecule: messenger RNA, 1473 nt
Organism: Eimeria mitis
Lineage: Eukaryota; Apicomplexa; Conoidasida; Eucoccidiorida; Eimeriidae
Exons: 3
Coding region: 1-1473 (490 amino acids)
Source: RefSeq, a predicted model, not a curated record